Puccinia graminis f. sp. tritici CRL 75-36-700-3 is the source of this 246-nucleotide messenger RNA. RefSeq lists its product as uncharacterized. Bases 1 to 246 code for a protein of 81 amino acids. The transcript is spliced from 2 exons. The record is from RefSeq and is a predicted model, not a curated record. Lineage: Eukaryota; Fungi; Basidiomycota; Pucciniomycetes; Pucciniales; Pucciniaceae.
AUGGACCUCUCGACAUUCAUGAAAUUCUUUGCUCAACACCCAAUAUUCCAACCACUAGCACUGCGGAACAAACGGGCCAAAUCUUCGCAGUCCAAGCAAGCGGCUCGGAUGGUGGUGGUACAAGUGCUGGCAAUCUUCAAUCCGGUCACUUUCAAGCUUGGAAAGGGAAAGCCAACAUGGGAAGCAGGUCCAGCACAAAUGAGGAUCCACCAGGAUACACUCUGGGUAGUCAUUCAGAUCAUGUAG